Molecule: messenger RNA, 3318 nt
Organism: Astyanax mexicanus (Mexican tetra)
Lineage: Eukaryota; Metazoa; Chordata; Actinopteri; Characiformes; Acestrorhamphidae
Gene: ppm1j
Product: protein phosphatase, Mg2+/Mn2+ dependent, 1J
Exons: 10
Coding region: 277-1779 (500 amino acids)
Biological process (GO): protein dephosphorylation
Molecular function (GO): protein serine/threonine phosphatase activity
Source: RefSeq, a predicted model, not a curated record
GCUGCCCCCCUGUUCCUGUGCCCAGCCCCUCGGAUGUCUCGCGCUGUAUAAUAUACGCUGCCAGGAGUGUGUUUUUUUUCCUCUCUAUGAGGAAAACACGGCGUGUCAGAGCGUCACAUGGCUCAGCGCCGCUGAUCGCUUCCUGCAUCGCGUCUAUUCGGCUUCACUCCUCCUCUCUGCCUCGCUAUCUCUCCAUCUCUCUCUCCAUCUCUUCAUCUCUCUCUCUCUAUCCGCCGCUCUCCAUGCCAUAGACCCGCGCGCGCUGCACCCACCGCGAUGAUCAGCAAGGUGAAGAACGCCAUGUCCUCGCUGGUGGGCGGAAUUCUUCCGCACGGCCACCAUCACCAUCACCACCACCAGCAGCAGCAGCAGCAGCAGCCGGGCGCUCAGGGCUGCGGGACGGACGCGCUGCCGCCGCGCUUCCCCUACAGCCGGCCGGACUUCCUGGAGCUCACGCCGGAGCUGCUGCAGUACUCGAGCGACCACGGCUCCCGGCCCGUGAUCACACCGAGGCGAGACAGCGCGCUGCCGUGGCGAACCGGAUACGCAGAGGUGAUAAAUGCAGGGAAGAGUAUGCUGAAUGAGGAUCAGGCCUCGUGUGAGGUGCUGUAUACGAAGAAGCUCAGUGGUAAACAGCAGCGAGCCUCCAUGCUGUUAGAGGACACUGGGGACACCACAGGUAUCCCCAUGCACGUCUGGGGUGUAUUUGACGGUCAUGCUGGCUCUGGAGCUGCCCUGAUGGCCUCCAAGCUUCUCCAUCGCCUCAUCCGUGACAGACUGUGUGAAGUUGCUCAUCUUCUGGAGAACCAGAGCAGCCCACCGCCCAUCUGCCUGGCCAAGAACGGUAGCCCCUACCAGGCUGACCAUAAGAAGGGUGCCUGCUUGGAUGCAGAAGACCAGGAUGCGCCUGUGGAUCGGUUCCACAUGGAGAAGGUGGUCAGUUUGGAGAGCCUGGUGAUGGGCAUCAUAGAGAAUGCCUUUAAACAGAUGGAUGACCUCAUCGAGAAAGAGAAAGCAUCUUACAGUAUUUCUGGUGGAUGUUGUGCCUUGACUGCUGUGCACUUAAUGGGGAAGCUCUAUGUAGCAAACGCAGGAGACAGCAGAGCCAUAAUUGUCCGUAAUGAUGAGGUCAUUCCCAUGUCCAAUGAGUUCACGCCAGAGAGCGAGAGGCAACGGCUGCAGUAUCUGGGUUUUCUUCAGCCAGAACUGCUUGGAAACGAAUUCACACACAUUGAAUUUCCACGACGCAUCCAACACAAAGAGCUGGGCAAGAAGAUGCUCUUCAGAGACCACACCAUGACCGGGUGGGCGUAUAAGACAAUUGUGGAAGAUGAUCUGAAGUUCCCCCUCAUUUAUGGAGAAGGGAAAAAGGCCCGAGUCAUGGCCACUAUUGGAGUAACACGUGGCUUAGGUGAUCACGACCUGAAAGUGUACAACUCCAACAUUUACAUCAAGCCUUUCCUGUCCUGCUGUCCAGAGGUGAAAGUAUAUAACACAUCAGAGCACAAGCAUGGUCCUGAUGAUGUCCUCAUCAUGGGCACGGAUGGACUGUGGGAUGUGACCUCUGACAGGGAUGUAGCAGAUGCAGUGACAAACUUCCUGUCCUGCUGUGAGCCAAAUGACCCAAUGAGGUAUACUUUGGCAGCUCAGGACCUCCUGAUGAGAUCCCGUGGUGUUCUGAAAGAGCGGGGCUGGCGGCUGCCUAAUGACAGACUAGGCUCUGGAGAUGACAUCACAGUGUUUGUAAUCCCAUUGGCCGGAGCGGAGUCAGAGACAUGACGAGUUAUGUCUGAUCUUCACUGGCGAGCAAAUCAGGACACGUCCCUACGUCCCGCCUGCUGAGGAAAGCGGUGCAAAACCAAAAAAAAUCCAUUUUCAUUUGAGCUGAAGCAAGUGGGUGGGAAAGAUAUAAACAUCGCUCCUCUUUCUCCUCCUUUUCAGAGGCAUAAUUCCUCAUCCUGACUCUUACCUCAUAUCAAACAUGGGAUUACAUUAUCAUAAAGUGCCACUCUUCUAACCCCACAUUUCCUAUAGACUUGCUGUGAAAGACUGCUUAUUUUUCAGACAUCCGACAGAUGUUUCAGACCCCGGAACGAACAGAGCUGCUGUAAAUAUACACUCUGGACAUCCAUAUGGAGUGAAGAGGAGACCAGAGACAAGGAUGAAAAUUCUGGAACAUGAGUGUCAAGUAUAAAACUUGAUCAGAAAAUGACAGAAGAAUGAGCCGCAGUUGAUAUAAGGCAGACACCUGGAUGUUGAAGGAUGUACAAAUGUAAGCACUUUAUCUUUAGCAGAAACCCAUCAAUCUGUAAUUAAACCUUUGCUAAUUAUAAUCAUCUCCCGAAUGUCUCCAAAGAAUGUACCUGUUUGAACACAUGUAUUUGUACUUUUGUUUUGUUUUUUUUUUCCAAUAAGAAAGAAGGGAAGCACAGUUUGUACAUUACUCCUGCUGUAAAGGGUCAGUGGAUGAAAUGGACCUUCUCCAGAAAGGCAAUGAUAGCAUGGUUUACAUUGUGGUUCAGGCAGUCGUGGAGAAUUGCAUUUCGGUACUGUACUGUACUAUCUGCUGUAACUCAGCUCUGUAACUGAGCUGCUGGAAAUCAGAGACAGCCAUGUGAAUACUUUUGCACAUUUGACUAAAGCUGUGUUCCCUACCUCUUCACAAAGCCAUGCCGAAUGUCCAACUUCAAAGUUUCUACAUAGAUGAACCUUUGGUAAGACAGCUAAACCUUUGGUAGACCCCAAAUGUAUUCGUGCGCUCUGCUUUGCACCCAACUUGGAGCUUAUGGGCCAGUUUCUACAAGCCAGGAUUAGAGGCCCAGUCCUGAGGUUAGCAUUAGAUUAAGUGAUGAAUCUCCUUUCAGGAAACUUUUAGUCCAAGAUCAGUCUUGGUGCACAACCAUGAAAUUGACUCUCAGUGUUAAAUUGAACACUUUUACUGUAACCUACAUUCAACCGUAUCUGAGCUACCCCAUUUUUGUGAAGUUAUGUUGAAAAAGGAUUCUCAGAGGCAGCUCCUUUCCAUUCAGUUAUAUUUUAGUGGUGAUAUUUUUUAAUCCUUAUGCUUACAUGAUCUCAAACAGUGGACACCAUUUUGUGUCUAAAUGAAAAUAUUUGGGAUCCACUGAAGACCGGUACUCUUCUGUUACUGUUUUGUUUUUCAUUUGUUUCCUUAUUGUUUUUUUUUUUUUUGUUUGUUUUUUUGUGUUGUCGCCAUGCCGGAAAUACAUAUAUAUGUUUGAUAAUUUGUCAAACUGUAAAACCUAGGCAACUGUGAUUAAUUCACAAUAAAUUUCCCCACUUAAAAAAAUGAUUUCA